UGAUCGAUAGAAACACUCAGUGUGAAACAUGUCUGGAAGAGGUAAAGGCGGUAAGGGACUCGGGAAAGGAGGCGCUAAGCGUCACCGUAAAGUUUUGCGCGAUAACAUCCAGGGUAUCACCAAACCCGCUAUUCGUCGUCUGGCUCGCCGCGGCGGCGUCAAGCGCAUCUCCGGUCUGAUCUACGAGGAGACCCGCGGAGUGUUGAAGGUGUUUCUGGAGAACGUGAUCCGCGAUGCCGUCACCUACACCGAGCACGCCAAGAGAAAGACCGUCACCGCCAUGGAUGUUGUGUACGCGCUGAAGAGACAGGGACGCACCCUGUACGGCUUCGGGGGAUAAACGCCUGAAACAAACCACAUUAAACAAAAGGCUCUUUUAAGAGCCACACACUCUGACACAUAAAGAGUCAAUGUUUUGAUUAUACCAAUCAUUAAACUAAUUUGUUUUCUGAAUCUAUGACACCCCACCAAAUAUCUUUACACAGAGUCUUACAAACAUUUGCUUUUCUUUAGCAGAUGGUAAGUACAUAAAUAACUCAUUGUUUUUGAAUUACUCGCUAAACAAUUUAACGAACGCUCUUUUCCAAAAUUAACAAGAAAAAAACAAAUACAUAUUAUUUAAGUGAAAAUGUUUGUAUUGUGCACACACGGUCAAGUGGGCUUUGUUCAUGAUGCGCAAUAUUAGAACCGAUUCUUUUCGAACAAAAAAUA
Pimephales promelas (fathead minnow) is the source of this 711-nucleotide messenger RNA. RefSeq names its product histone H4. Gene Ontology annotation, molecular function: DNA binding; protein heterodimerization activity; structural constituent of chromatin. Lineage: Eukaryota; Metazoa; Chordata; Actinopteri; Cypriniformes; Leuciscidae. Gene Ontology annotation, cellular component: nucleosome. The record is from RefSeq and is a predicted model, not a curated record.